CCGUUUCGUUUGAUUGGUGGUUUCAAACGUAUUAUACAGCUGACAUACAAACGUAGAAUUUUAUUUAUACUGUUGUUCUGUAAAUAUUUCUUAGUUUUGUAAUAAAGUUGAUAUUGCGUCAAAUUAUGAAUAAUAUGUAUACUUAUAACGUUCAUGCUUGAAUAUUUGGGUAGAAGAAUAGAUACAAAAACGAGACAAAUUUUUUUUGUACUUUGUGUGUGUAUAUAUGGUUUUCUUCAAAAUUGAUAUCUAAACCUAAAUUUCACGUAAACAAUGACAUCGGAAAAAGACCCGCUUGUAAGCGAAAGAUCCGGAACUGUGCGAGAAGUCGGUAAUCAUGCAAUAUGGAGUUUAUCCUCUUGUAAACCAGGUUUUGGAAUUGAUCAGUUAAGGGAUGAUUGUAUGGAUACAUAUUGGCAGUCAGAUGGUCAAUUGCCUCACUUAGUGAACAUACAGUUUCAAAGGAAAACAAUGGUAUCUCACAUUUACAUAUAUACAGACUAUAAACUUGAUGAAAGUUACACACCAAGUAGAAUAUCCAUUAGAGCUGGAACUCACUUUAAUGAUUUGCAAGAAAUAGAAGUGAUCGAAUUGAUUGAACCCAGUGGAUGGGAAAUGAUACCAAUCAAAGAUAUUCAUGAUCGACCUAUUAGAACAUACAUGAUUCAAAUAGCUGUAUUGAGCAAUCAUCAAAAUGGAAGAGACACACACAUGAGACAAAUAAAAAUUCAUUCCCCUUGUGAACUAACAUCGUUCGAUAUUAAUAAGUUCAGAAAUUUUUCUACUGUACAAUUUCAACAAUAUACAACUAUUCGAUAAUACCUAUUUGUAAUAAAUAUUAAUUUUAAUCUCUUUUUGAUUAUAGUGAUUCAUUAUUUUCUUUAGUUCCUUUCUUUAUGUUGUGGUAAAUUGACAAAAACCUUAAUAUGAAUUUGAAAAAAUAUUUUCAUGUUUCUACUGUAGCAUUACACUUAUUGUGCAUUAAGGAGAAUAAAUAUAGAAAUGUAGUAAUAAAAA
Messenger RNA from Melitaea cinxia (Glanville fritillary), 1017 nucleotides. RefSeq names its product anaphase-promoting complex subunit 10 (gene APC10). NCBI's taxonomy places the organism in Eukaryota, Metazoa, Arthropoda, Insecta, Lepidoptera, Nymphalidae. Gene Ontology annotation, biological process: anaphase-promoting complex-dependent catabolic process; protein K11-linked ubiquitination. The coding region runs from base 274 to 819 and encodes 181 amino acids. Gene Ontology annotation, cellular component: anaphase-promoting complex. The transcript has 3 exons. The record is from RefSeq and is a predicted model, not a curated record.